CAUCAUGACAGAUCACUCAGCAAAGACUUAUAAAGUUGCAGUUUUUCAAGAAAUAUUUAAGCAAAGUCUCGGAGUGUCGAAAUGGUUCGCAGUUGCACCAAUUCAAUCUUCUAAAGAUUUGGCAUUCUCUAAAUGUUUUUACAUCUAUAGCUUAAUGGCAGCAAUAUUCUUAGAUAUUAUGUUUGUUGCGGGUACACUUCACCAUGCCAACAAAUACGAAAUCUUUAAAAUACCAAGACUUCUAAAUAUUUUAAUCAGUUUAAUUUUAAUUAACUGGGAAGUUUAUAAAAACAUAGAUCGGUUACCACGGUGGAUAGAAUAUUUUAAUGGAUUGGAAAAGAUUUGUGGUGUAUCAAAAGGGUCGAUUUCCUCAAGAAAAUGUUUAAUCAUCAGAUUUAUACUUACAAUAUUUAUUGCGUUAUUAUACCUGUUGUUGAUCGUGAAUCUGAACUUAAUCGUGUGCUAUGAAAAUAAUUGUUUUGAGUGGCAAGUAGUUAUGGAAAUUAUAUCACACAGUACAAUAUCUGUUAUUGUGAAUAUCCUCACUGUGCUUAAUGGUUUAUUAAUAAUAUUAAUAUAUUUUGUAUUGGUUUAUAUUAAUACGGGUCUUAUGAAGUUGCAAGUUGAUAAAAGAGAAGAUUAUUUAAAGAUUCGUGAUGAAUUUAAUAUAGAUGUCUCGGAUUUUUCUUACCGACCGUUUCUGAGAAAAGGUUAUCAUGAUACACAAUUAGCAAAGGUUGCUUCAGAGAUUCGUUCAUAUGCUUCAUCAUAUUUAUUUGUUGUUGAUACUAUUAAAACUAUCGGGCGGUGUGACGGUCUGUCCGUCUUAUUAUCUUUGUUGUUGGUUAUAAGUCGUUUGACAACAUACGGAUAUGUGAUUCUGUUGACAUUAUGUUGUAUGGGUGAAUUCGACACCAUUUCACUAACUUCAUGGGCAGUUUUUCAUUUUUGUAGAAUUUUAUUAAUAAUAGAACCUUGUCAUCGCACUCAUGAACAGAUGGAAGAGUCCAUGAAACUGAUAAACCAACUCGCAUAUUUUUGGAGUGAAUAUGAUCCUAUUUUGAACGAAUUGGAUCUUUUGAAGCGCACAAUUGAAUUGAAUGACGUCACGAUUUCUCCUCUUAAUUUAUUCACUCUCGAUAGGCUUUUGGUAAUCAAGGUACUGGGAUGUGCAUUAACUUAUUUUAUUAUAAUGUAUCAGUUCUCCGACAGCCUCCUUGCGGCAACAUACACACAUAAGAAAGACAUUUUCGAAUAUACUAUCACGGUUCAUGCGAAGUGA
Colias croceus (clouded yellow) is the source of this 1282-nucleotide messenger RNA. Its product is annotated as gustatory receptor for sugar taste 43a-like. Gene Ontology annotation, biological process: sensory perception of taste. Lineage: Eukaryota; Metazoa; Arthropoda; Insecta; Lepidoptera; Pieridae. The transcript is spliced from 10 exons. The record is from RefSeq and is a predicted model, not a curated record. Gene Ontology annotation, cellular component: membrane. The coding region runs from base 5 to 1282 and encodes 425 amino acids.